CCUCUCCUCAUUGUGUCAUCCUCUCUCUCUACCAUAAUGGGUGUUCCGGCUGAGUCACGGUGGAGAAGUCAAGGCCGACGGGAAUUGCGAUUGACGGCGGAGAUCAUGGACGCCGGAGAUCUACGGCGGAGGACGGUGAAGAGAUUUAUGGAAGAUCUUGGAUCUGUUGUGAGCGGUGAGGAGAGAAAUGCGAUUGAUGAUGCGAUAAGGCAUGUGGUUCAGGAGGUCAAGUUAUUGGCUAAGAAGGAAGAUCGGGAGGGUUUGGAUUCAUCUAUCAACGAGCUUCUUCUUCUUGGAAUGCAAAGGCUACAUGAGUAUGAUAAAGCAAUGGCUAUGCAGGAGUGGAUUUCAUACGGUUCAGCUUGCAGAGAUGAUCAGUCCUGGGCUUAAUCCAUUUGGAAAGUACAAGAAACAAUGCACAAGUGAGUAUGAUAAAGCAAUGACUAUGCAAGAGUGGAUUUCAUACGGUUCAGGUGAGCAAACCUGGGCUUUUUCUUUAGUAUUUGGGUAAUCUUUGGAUAAACUUUACUCUAAUCUUUAAUUUUUGGAUAAUCUCUACUCUAAUCUUUUGAUUGAAACAUUAAUUAAUCUUUAGUCUUUGGGUAAUCUUUGGAUAAUCUUUACUCUAAUCUUUUGAUUGAAACAUUAAUUAAUCUUUAGUCUUUACUAAACUCUAAUCUAAUUUUAUAAUCUGUAAUCUCUAAUCUUUAGUCUUUACUAAACUCUAAUCUAAUUUUAUAAUUAAUUAAUUAAUUUCAACAUUAAUUUUUGUGAUUUAA
Molecule: messenger RNA, 779 nt
Organism: Camellia sinensis
Lineage: Eukaryota; Viridiplantae; Streptophyta; Magnoliopsida; Ericales; Theaceae
Source: RefSeq, a predicted model, not a curated record